UAUGUUUAAUGGACAUGAUUAUAUAUGUAAAAAGUGUGGCAAGAUGUAUAUGCAUAGAGGAAGUCUUCAAAGGCAUUCAAAGUUUGAAUGUGGAGUGACUCCAAAAUUUGGCUGUAACUUUUGUGGACGGAGAUUUUCUCAAAGAUCUAACUUAAGCAGACACAUGGUCGAUAUACAUAGGAAUUCUUUCGAAGAAUUAAUCAAUAAGCGUUUGGAAUCCAGAGAUGAAGGUGAUUUAAUAUUGCAAGUCAAUAACCAACACACAAUGUAAAAUACAAAUCCCAGUUAAUAAACUGAUCUUAGUUGUGAUUUUUUAUUUUAUUUACAGUUUUAUAAUUGUCUAAAGAUAAUUUUAAUUUAAUUUGA
Messenger RNA from Diuraphis noxia (Russian wheat aphid), 366 nucleotides. RefSeq lists its product as uncharacterized. Gene Ontology annotation, biological process: regulation of transcription by RNA polymerase II. Gene Ontology annotation, molecular function: protein binding. Gene Ontology annotation, cellular component: nucleus. The record is from RefSeq and is a predicted model, not a curated record. Lineage: Eukaryota; Metazoa; Arthropoda; Insecta; Hemiptera; Aphididae.